GGAGGAGGAAGAGGAGGGGGUGGGGAGGGGGGAGGGGGGUAGGGAGUCAGCACGGACAUGGCUCCUGACUCCAGUGCAGAACGUGAGUGACUGAGCAGCAAAGCCCGAAUGGUCUCUAGCGACCGGCCCGUGUCACUGGAGGACGAGGUCUCCCAUAGUAUGAAGGAGAUGAUUGGAGGCUGCUGCGUUUGCUCAGAUGAGAGAGGCUGGGCCGAGAACCCGCUGGUUUACUGCGACGGGCACGGCUGCAGCGUCGCCGUGCAUCAAGCUUGCUAUGGCAUUGUUCAAGUACCCACUGGACCUUGGUUUUGCAGGAAAUGUGAGUCUCAGGAAAGAGCAGCGAGAGUGAGAUGUGAAUUAUGUCCUCAUAAGGAUGGUGCUUUAAAGAGAACAGAUAAUGGGGGUUGGGCUCAUGUUGUUUGUGCCCUGUAUAUUCCUGAGGUUCAGUUUGCCAACGUUUCCACAAUGGAACCUAUUGUACUGCAGUCUGUUCCACAUGAUCGUUAUAAUAAGACUUGCUACAUUUGUGAUGAACAAGGAAGAGAGAGUAAAGCUGCUACUGGUGCUUGCAUGACAUGUAAUAAACAUGGAUGUCGACAAGCUUUCCAUGUAACCUGUGCCCAGUUUGCAGGACUCCUUUGUGAAGAAGAAGGUAAUGGGGCAGAUAAUGUCCAAUACUGUGGCUACUGUAAAUACCAUUUUAGUAAGCUGAAAAAGAGCAAACGGGGAUCUAAUAGGUCAUAUGAUCAAAGUUUAAGUGAUUCUUCCUCUCACUCUCAGGAUAAACAUCAUGAGAAAGAGAAAAAAAAAUACAAAGAAAAAGACAAACACAAACAAAAGCAUAAGAAGCAACCAGAACCGUCACCAGCCUUGGUUCCUUCUUUGACGGUUACUACUGAAAAAACAUAUACAAGCACUAGCAACAGCUCUAUGUCAGGCUCUUUGAAGCGCUUGGAAGAUACUGCAGCUCGAUUUACAAAUGCAAAUUUCCAGGAAGUCUCCGCACUUACUUCAAGUGGAAACGAUGUGUCAGAGACUAGAGGGUCAGAGAGCAAAGGGAAGAAAUCAGCAGGUCACAGCUCAGGUCAGAGGGGAAGAAAGCCUGGUGGUGGAAGGAAUCCAGGAACAACUGUGUCAGCAGCUAGUCCUUUUCAGCAAGGAAGUUUUUCAGGAACUCCAAGCAGUGUAAAAUCAUCUUCUGGAAGUUCAGUACAGUCUCCCCAGGAUUUCUUGAGCUUUACAGAAUCAGACCUGCGCAGUGAAAGUUACACUCAUUCCCAGCAGUCAUCAUCAACCAAAGAUGUACAUAAAACAGAAUCUGGAAGCCAGGAAGGGGGGGUGAAUAGUUUUAGUUCUUUAAUUGGUCUUCCUUCAACAUCAGCAGUUGUUUCACAGCCUAAAAACUUUGAAAAUUCACCUGGAGAUUUGGGGAAUGCUUCCCUUUCUACUGCAGGAUACAAACGAGUCCAGUGUUCUGGCCUUGAAGAGGAAACUGUAAAAGAAAAGAAGAGAAAAGGAAGUAAACAAAAUAAACAUGGGCCUGGUCGACCCAAAGGAAACAAAAAUCAAGAGAAUGUUUCCCAUCUUUCUGUUUCAUCUGCUUCUCCAACAUCAUCCGUAGCAUCUGCUGCCGGAAGUAUAACAAGCUCUAGUCUUCAGAAAUCUCCUACGUUGCUCAGGAAUGGAAGUUUACAAAGUCUUAGUGUUGGCUCUUCUCCUGUUGGUUCAGGUAUUUAUAGCAGCAAUGAUGUAGCAGUAUCAUUUCCGAAUGCAGUAUCUGGCUCAGGAUCUAGCACUCCUGUUUCCAGUUCUCAUUUGCCUUCACAGUCUUCUGGUCAUUUGCAACAAGUAGGAGGUUUAUCUCCUUCAGCCACAUCAUCCAUAACCACUGCUAUUGCUACAACUCAGGCAAAUACUCUAUCUGGAUCUUCUUUAAGUCUAGGUCCAUCCCAUAUGUAUGGCAAUAGACUAAAUCCAAAUUCAGCAAUGGCAACUCUUAUAGCUCACUCAGAAAACAAUCAAACAGAUCCAGAUCUUGGAGACAAUAGCCGCAGCCUUGUUGGCAGGGGAAGCUCACCCAGAGGAAGCCUCUCACCACGCUCCCCUGUAAGCAGCUUACAGAUUCGCUAUGAUCAAUCAGGGAACAGCAGUUUGGAAAAUCUGCCCCCAGUAGCAGCCAGCAUAGAGCAGCUUUUGGAGAGGCAGUGGAGUGAAGGACAGCAGUUUUUGCUAGAACAGGGCACCCCUAGUGACAUUCUAGGAAUGCUGAAGUCCUUACAUCAACUUCAAGUUGAAAAUCGAAGAUUGGAGGAACAAAUCAAAAACUUGACAGCAAAAAAGGAACGUCUUCAGUUAUUGAAUGCCCAGCUCUCUGUCCCCUUUCCUACUCUGACCACCAACCCUAGUCCAAAUCAUCAAGUUCAUGCAUUUCCAGCACAAACUGCUCCAACCUCAGAUUCCUUAAACAGCAGUAAGAGUCCCCAUCUAGGAAACAGCUUUUUACCUGAUAGUUCUCUUCCUGCACUCAAUCAGGACUUAACCUCCAGUGGACAAAGCACCAGCAGUUCUUCGGCCCUCUCCACUCCGCCUCCUGCUGGGCAGAGUCCGGCUCAACAAGGCUCAGGAGUGGCUGGAGUUCAACAGGUCAAUGGUGUGACCGUGGGGGCGCUGGCUGGCGGCAUGCAGACUGUAACAUCCACCAUUCCUGCCGUGCCUGCAGUGGGUGGAAUAAUUGGAGCUCUGCCAGGUAACCAACUGGCAAUCAAUGGAAUUGUAGGAGCUUUAAACGGCGUCAUUCAGACCCCUGUCACAAUAUCGCAGAACCCUUCUUCCCUUACCCACACAACUGUGCCACCUAAUGCAGCACAUCCACUGCCAACAACACUGAAUAACAGUGCCUCUGGACUAGGCUUAUUAUCUGAUCAACAAAGACAACUACUUCUACAUCAACAGCAGUUUCAGCAGUUGUUGAAUUCUCAGCAACUUACAUCUGAACAACACCAGGCCCUCCUUUAUCAAUUAGUACAGCAGCAGCACCACCAGCAGCACCACCACCAACCAGAACUACAGCAGCUACAGCUCCCUGGCCCAUCGCAGAUACCCAUAAAUAACCUCCUUGCAGGCACCCAGGCACCCCCACUUCAUCCAUCAACCACCAACCCAUUUCUCACAAUUCAUGGGGAUAAUACCAAUCAGAAAGUAACAUUCUUCAAACACAAGUUGUUGCCAGACUGAUGAGGUGAAGUUACAAGUCAACUAACAUUGGAUUAUACAGCAAUAUAAAUAUAUCUUUUGGUUAACAGAGACCAGAAAUGGAGAAGAAAUGAAGCCUUGAUGAGGAUAUGGGUGACAUUAUUACAUUUAGGCAGCUUUGGAGAAAUACAGAGAUGUGAGAGGAAGAAGGCCCAGAACCUAGGAUAACUGGAGAUAUUUAAUUAGCAUAACCAUAGAAAAGUGUUCUCUUUCAUGCCUCGUAAAUAGCAUCCCUGGAAAAAAAUAAGAGGAGUUAAAUCUCUCUCACUAUGCUGCUCAAUUUGAUUUUGCUUUUAUAUAUAAAGUUUAGAGUAUCCCAACCUCCAGAGACUAUUGGCUCUCCAGAAAAGAACUAUCUACCUUAUUCUAAAAAUCAUAUUUUGUGUUACUUGGCACUGAUCAUGACUUAGGAUGUUUUGUUUGCCCCAGAUUGAUUUGCCAACUUUGAUUUAAAAUAUUUUGAAUUUUAAUUGCAGAGACUUAAUGAUAAAACUGGGCCUGUUGCACAAGAGAAAAGUUGACCCAUAGAAACCUUUUGGAAACUCGUUAUCCUGCUGUUUUAGCACUUCUUAUGGUUGCUAGUGCAGCCCUCCUUUCUGCAACUAUGAAGAAUGCAACAAGGAGCUAACUGCACAGCAAAGGAUGAUUUGUCAUGAGGACAUUCUUCUAACGCUUGGAUUUACUUCCUUGUUGCUUUGUUGCACUGAAAUGGAACUCUUCUCCCCUUCUUCCCCAAGAUUUCAUGAACUUUGAAGGAAAGUUCAGCAACUAAUUAUUUUUGUCAAUGCAACAAUGUACAUGCAGUGAGUGCAUCGACCAUAAAGAGAAAAUAUAUCGUUGUUGCACUAUUUUUCGUUACAAAUUGGACUUAUAAAUAGCAAAACUGAAGACUUAUUCCAAUGACAAAUUACUUGAUUUUUAUUACAUAAAUUGAAAAGAAAAAAAGAACCAACAAAACCAUGAUCUUUUGCUGUGGCUAGAUAUGCUUGACUACAGGUCAAAUCCUGUUAACACAAUCUGAGGGACUAUCCAGAAUGUUUUCUUGUACUGGAAUUUUAUUGUACUGGAAAUUGCUUGAAAUAAAUGGGUCAUCAGCUGGGACUUGGGCAAUCUUUUUGUUAGAGAGAUUUCCUUCGUGUUGGGACUUGAUCUGUAUUGUUAAUCAAGUUAUGAUGGUAAUGUCUACUGCUAAAUGCUUUUACCUUAGAGUCGGUACUGACUUAUUUUAUAACACAAAGCUAUUAAUAACCUUAAGCAAGUUUUAGGCUGCUGGGUGAACAAGAUCAAUUCAUAUAAAAAAAAUCCUUUCCAUAAGAGAAGGCCACUCUGGAAAGUGUCGGUCAUGUUUGGCCUCAACCAAGUGCCUGGAAGUACCUCCUCCUUUGUGUUGAAAUGGCUCCAGACAGCGGAGCUUGCACUGUAGGCAGUCCUUGUAAGCAGUGGGAGUUUGGGACAUUGUACCAGCAGCCUUUCCUCUGGUUCUGCCUUUAUUAAAACUUUCUAUGCCACUGUAGAUAGCUCAGGCAAAACUAUUACCUGGGUGUUUUUCCACUAAUGAGUCACCAGAAAAGAAAAAAGUGGACAUGUAAGAAAGAUUUGUUUUGUUUAACUGCUUCCCAUUACUGCCAGUGAUUGAAACACCACAGUGUUUAAAACAGGUAAAACUUGUAUUACGACACUUCCACUUAGGGUAGCUAAGCCCCUGGUGUGACAGUAAGGCAGAAUAGAAAUUAAACAAUUGGGGCAAUAACCACUGAUCUGUACUUAAAUGUGUGAAUUAUUAGUGGAAAAGACCCAGCUGUAAUUAGACCUCCACUGUGUACUUAGCUGGAAGAACAUGUUAAAUUCUGCAAUAUGUCUCUUGGUUAAACAUUGCACAGUUCUUACCUCAUUUCUGUAAAUAAGGUUUUGUGAAUCUGUUUUGUAUUGUGAAAAAUUAAUAAGAAAGCAUUGAUAUUUUGAUUUGUAAUAUUUCUAAUUGGUAGAUUUAAUUGAAAAAGUAAAAAUUAAUUUAUUUUUAUAUGUUCAGGGGGAUUUUAAAGAAAUUGUCAAAUCAUUUUUGUAGAUACUUUACAAAAGUAUAAAUCAGUGUGGUUUAUUUUACUUAGCCCACUGGUUGUUAUUCUGUAACAAUUUGUAUAAAUGGUAAAAUUUGAAUGUGCUGUUAUUUUACCUAGAUGUAAAAUUCCAAAUGUAUUAAAAGAAAUGUACAAAGUUUUUUGUUAAUAAAAUUUAAUAAUGUUUAUAGCCCUGUGGAGAA
Sarcophilus harrisii (Tasmanian devil) is the source of this 5512-nucleotide messenger RNA. RefSeq names its product MLLT10 histone lysine methyltransferase DOT1L cofactor (gene MLLT10). Lineage: Eukaryota; Metazoa; Chordata; Mammalia; Dasyuromorphia; Dasyuridae. The coding region runs from base 109 to 3234 and encodes 1041 amino acids. Gene Ontology annotation, cellular component: nucleus. Gene Ontology annotation, molecular function: histone binding; nucleosome binding. The record is from RefSeq and is a predicted model, not a curated record. The transcript has 21 exons. Gene Ontology annotation, biological process: regulation of transcription by RNA polymerase II.